Messenger RNA from Oppia nitens, 1484 nucleotides. RefSeq names its product transport and Golgi organization protein 11-like (gene Tango11). The transcript has 3 exons. Lineage: Eukaryota; Metazoa; Arthropoda; Arachnida; Sarcoptiformes; Oppiidae. The record is from RefSeq and is a predicted model, not a curated record. The coding region runs from base 284 to 1123 and encodes 279 amino acids.
UCAGACAAACAUUUUUGUUGUGCAAUAAAGUCAUUGAAUUUCAAACACAAACACAAACACACAGUUAGUGUUUGAAAUCAAAUCAAAUAAAACGAUUCAUUAGUUUUCAUUGAUUUGUUUAUAUUUUACUUUUGAUUGGAUCUGUUGGUUGUUUUCACCAAUCAAUCAAUCAAUCAAUCACUGGAUGACUGACUGACACAAGUAAUCAGUGGACCAACUGAUCCAAACAACAGACUUGUCUUAUAUCGCGAUAUUAUUAUCAUUAAAAAAAAACAAAAACACAAUGUCUUCGUCAUCGCCGUCGCCGCCGUCGACCGGCAACAGUCCUCAUCGGUUCAAUGCCGGACCAAUUGACUCGUUUUACGAUCCGGACUUUACGGCCGACAUUUCAAACAAGAUGAGAGUUCCCGAACGUAUUGUUAUCGAGUCUAACAAUACGCUCGAUGAUCCGGCCAUCAUUGCCGCCGCCAAAUCGCAAACCUAUCACAAUAACAAACCCAUUUGGAUGACUGUUCCCGAAAGGAUACUUGUUGUCGGCAACGAUAGCCAUAUGUCCGGCCGCGAACAGCUACCCGAACUCAAACUGGAAAACUCGAUGAUCGGUAUGGGCGACGGCGACUACUCGUCAAACGGCGAACCACUGGCCAUUCAUCUGACAACACCGCCUCAUUCGCUCAGACUCGACGAAUACUUGUUUCCGACGGCCGGCGACGGUCCGAACGUACAGUCGUCGGCGACCACUAACGGCCCCAACAGUAGGGGAUCCACUGCUGCUUCACAGCAACGGCUAAGGCGUAAUGUUGUACUGUCCGGACUGGCCACCAAUGACGACGAUAUAGAAAUAGCUCGCAAAGAGUCGACCAACGAAUCGCCUGAAUAUCAAAGUUAUUACAAUUCAAAUCAAUCGAUGAACGAUUUGAGCGGCGACUAUACGGCCUCCGGAGGCGGCGGCGGCGCUGUCGAACCGAACCAACUACGCAGACAAGUGAGGUCACUGUCGCGUCGGGUGGCGGCCAUUGAACUGGAAAACCAGAACCGACACCAACGGGAAGUAUUGGUCUAUACGGUAGGUGUCAUAUACUUUCUAAUCAAAGGCCUGUUUUGGAUUCGUCGACAACUGUGAACAUAGUGUAGUCGAAACAGUGAUGAGAGGACAGUCGUGUGUAUCAAUCAGCCGAAGUGUAUUGAAAUGUUAUUUUUUUGUUAUUAUUGUUGUCAGGUAUCGACAAUAAUUUAUAACAAAAUUAUUAUUUAACUGAUGAUUAUUAUUACAGUAAUAACACAAUAAGCAAAAUACUGAAACAAAACUUUUUGUUUGUUUGUUUAGUUUUCAAAAUAUUUAUUUGUUUAGUGAAAAUAACUUUACUAUUAUUCAUACUAUUAUUAUUAUUUACUGUCUUAUUGACCAAAAAAAUGUUAUAUUAGACUUCAAUAUAUUGUAUUUAUCUUAAAAAUAAUUGUUUUUUUUUCAUUACUUUUUUUUG